AUGCCCCGGUCGUUCCUGGUGAAGAAGGUGAAGCUCGAUGAGUUCCCCGCCGGGCUUGAUGCUCCCUACGGUCGGUCGCGGGCGGAUUUUGGGGCCCGGUUACACGACAAGGGUUACCUCGCCGACUACAUCUCCCCUUCCCCUUUCCCCCCCAACCCUGAGUCCACUCUGAAGGUCCCGUCCUCCCCCACCACCCUCUACCCGGUGACCCGCGCCGACUUCAUCCCGGUAGAUCCUGACCCUCCGGACAGCCCCAACUCCACCACCUUGACUGCCGCCGGCUACAUCAACGGCGACGCCGCCGUCAGCGAGGGCUACGCGGUGGACGCCUUCUUCAUCACCGACGGCAGGUCGCGCCGGAAGGCCACCAACUCCACCGCCAACUCCUCCACUACCGCCUCCUCCUCCUCCUCUUCUUCCUCCUCCUCUUCCUCAUCUGGCCGGAGCCUCCAACGACAUGCCUGCGGAGAAUGCGGCAAAACCUAUGCCACCUCCUCCAACCUCAGCCGCCACAAGCAGACCCACCGCAGCCUGGACAGCAAGAUGGCCAAGAAGUGUCCCACCUGCGGCAAGGUCUACGUCUCCAUGCCGGCCAUGGCCAUGCACCUCCUGACCCACGACUUGAAGCACAAGUGUGAAGUGUGCGGCAAAGCCUUCAGCCGCCCCUGGCUGCUGCAAGGCCACAUGAGGUCCCACACCGGGGAGAAGCCCUUCGGUUGCGCCCACUGCGGCAAAGCCUUCGCCGACAGGUCCAACCUGCGCGCCCACAUGCAGACCCACUCGGCCUUCAAGCACUUCAAGUGCAAGCGCUGCAGCAAGACCUUCGCCCUCAAGUCCUAUCUCAACAAGCACUACGAGUCCGCCUGCUUCAAGGGGACCGGCCCCCCGCCCCUCAGCCCUCUCCACGCGUGA
This is a messenger RNA of Indicator indicator, 912 nucleotides long. It is a transcript of the gene SCRT1, whose product is annotated as scratch family transcriptional repressor 1. Gene Ontology annotation, biological process: regulation of DNA-templated transcription. Gene Ontology annotation, molecular function: DNA-binding transcription factor activity, RNA polymerase II-specific; RNA polymerase II cis-regulatory region sequence-specific DNA binding. NCBI's taxonomy places the organism in Eukaryota, Metazoa, Chordata, Aves, Piciformes, Indicatoridae. The coding region runs from base 1 to 912 and encodes 303 amino acids. The record is from RefSeq and is a predicted model, not a curated record. The transcript is spliced from 2 exons.